AUGUUGUUCCCAACGGCAACGUCGCUGUUGGCGGCAAUGUCCUUCGCGACACUCGUCCUUCCUGCAGCAGCCGAAGAAAAGAUACUCCAGUCUACCUCUCUGAACAUCUGCCAGGAGAAUUCGGGAUUCUCAGCCAGCUUAUUUGAUGUUGUCUAUACCCCCAGUCUUGGCACCGCAUAUUGCAAUAUCUCGGCCAUUUCUACCAUUGAAGCUCGUGUUGUCUUCGACAUCGAGAUUAGCGCUUACGGCUACUCGAUUAUCCAUACUACUAUCAACCCAUGCGAUGUCAAUUUACCUGGGUUUUGCCCUAUGACCUCUGGAAAGAUUGGAGACCCUUUUGUCAUUCCCGUCAGCCCCGAGGCCACACGGAAUAUUCCCUCUAUCGCCUACAACUUUCCCGACCUGGAUGCGAAGGUUAAAAUCUUCAUCAAUGCUACUAAUGGACCCCAAGCUGGACAGAGUGUCGCCUGUGUGGAGGCAUUGGUUUCGAACGGACAGACGGUUGAUUUGGUUGGAGUUAAAUGGGCCUCAGCCAUCGUUGCCGGUCUAGCUCUUGCGUCGUCAGCAUUUCUAUCCGGUCUAGGCCACACGAAUGCUGCCUCACAUGUUGCCGCAAAUGCCUUAUCCUUGAUGAACUACUUCCAGGCUCAAGCUAUGAUUGGACUCGUUGGAAUUCCUCUACCUCCGGUUGUACAAUCGUGGACACAGGAUUUUCAAUGGAGCAUGGGUAUUAUAAAUGUUCGAUGGAUGCAGGAUAUCUUCACUUGGUAUCAGCGUUCUACCGGUGGCAAGGCGUCUACACUGAUUACGCAGGUCGAUACAAUUGGCUCGGUUUCUGUUGAAGUACAAAAGCGAGCCGUAAAUCUCUUUGAACGCGGUGUAGCACUACUCCCUCGUGCUGUGGUAGAACAUGGCUCGAGCCUGAUGAAACGAGCGAACAUUCAAACCGAGUAUGGCAGUUACGUUGUAUACGGCAUCCAGCGUGUCGCUUUUCGAGCAGGCAUUGAAAGUUCAAACCUCUUCCUAACUGGGAUUGUUUUCUUUUACAUCGUCAUGGUGCUGACUACGCUUUGCAUUUGCGCAUUUAAGGGAUUCUGUGAACUUGCCGCAAAGCAGCGCUGGAUCAAGAAAGAUACCUUUCUCGAAUUCCGUAACGGUUGGCUAACUGUGCUCAAAGGCGUCCUUUUCCGAAUGGCUCUUGUAGGACACCCUGCUGUCACAAUUCUUUCCUUCUGGGAGUUCACACAGAAUGAUUCCCCUGCAUUGAUGGUCUUGGCCGUAUUCUUUCUGCUUGCUAUCAAUGCCCUUCUGGGAUGGGCAGCUUACAAGGUCAUUCGCAUCGCCCAUCGCUCAGUUGCCAUGCAUAGAAAUCCUGCAUAUAUUCUGUUCUCUGAUCCUCAGACUCUGAACAAAUGGGGAUUCCUCUAUAUUCAAUUCCGUGCUUCGGCUUAUUACUUCAUUGUUCCUGUCCUUGGGUAUACUGUUGUAAAAUCCUUAUUCAUCGCUUUCGCCCAAAACUCGGGUAUAGUUCAAGCUAUUGCAUUCAUUCUCAUCGAGGCUGCAGCUUUAGUAGCCGCUGCCGUGCUGCGACCCUGGAUGGACAAGAAGACGAAUUCUUUCAACAUCGCCAUAUGCGCCGCCAACCUAAUCAACGCCAUCUUCCUCCUUAUAUUUACCAAGGUUUUUGACCAGCCGCCUCUCGUUACCGGUGUGGUGGGCGUCGUGCUAUGGAUUAUGAAUGCGGUUUGUACAUUGGUGCUAUUAUUAAUGCUGAUCGUCACGACUGGAAUUGUCAUCUUCCACGGAAAUCCAGAUGGACGGUACAAGUUCAUGGCCGAUGAUCGCACCUCCUUUAUGAAGUCUCAGAGCCAGCUUGCGACGACUACGGAGCUGGACGCGUUGGCGAUAACCGCUCGUGGUGAGAAGCCUGGUUAUUCAUCCGGUGUCGACUUGGACGAUGACGAUGAAUUCAAUCCGAACCACCCAUAUAGUAAGGGAAUGAACUCGGGUGCCAACUCGACUAGCAACAGCACGCGUCACGCGCCCUCUCACUUCGCACCUCCUCGAUCUCCCGUUGAUCCCAUAAAUAGAACCGUUAGUCCCUAUAACGGUUCUAUGUCUUCAUUUGCUCGUUCGCAGAAUAACUCUAGCCCAUCUGGUGUUAAAGCGCCCCCCAGCCCAAAUCCUUGGCAGCGCGGGGCUGGUUACGACCACUGA
Molecule: messenger RNA, 2217 nt
Organism: Hypoxylon fragiforme
Lineage: Eukaryota; Fungi; Ascomycota; Sordariomycetes; Xylariales; Hypoxylaceae
Product: TRP-domain-containing protein
Exons: 5
Coding region: 1-2217 (738 amino acids)
Biological process (GO): transmembrane transport; fungal-type cell wall biogenesis
Source: RefSeq, a predicted model, not a curated record